CAGAUCCAUCAGACGUACACCAUCCUCUGGAAAUAUUUUAUAGUAUAGUAAUAAUCGUAUCUGGCCAGCCAGUGGCCAAAAUAAUAUAAUCUUCACCGUCAUCGAUCCAUUAAUCUAAGACCUAAAGGAGAGGUCAAAUCAUAAAUCCUCGGUAGCAGGUAGCUUGAGUUAGUAGGAGACACGGGAAGCUAGCAAGUAGCAAGCGGAGAUGGAGAUGGAGGAGGUGGUGGAGGACGCCGCCCAUGGCAUCGUCAUCGUCGGCGGCGGCAUCUGCGGCCUCGCCACCGCUCUCGCCCUUCACCGGAAGGGGAUAAGCAGCCUCGUGCUGGAGAGGUCCGAGGCGCUGCGAGCAGACGGCGUGGCCAUCGGCAUCCACGCCAACGGAUGGCGAGCUCUGGAGCAUCUUGGCGUCGCGGCGGUGCUCAGGGAGGCCACCAACGCCAUCACCGCGUAUCGCAGCGUGUGGCAGCUGCAGAACAAGACCACCCUGCUGCCUGCCAGGAAGGAGCUUCGGUGCUUGACAAGAAAGGAUUUGGUGGAGACGCUGGCCAAGAACCUGCCUGCAGGGACGAUCCGCUUCGGCUGUCGCGUCGCGGCCGUCGACGAAGACUCCGGCAGCCGCUGCCCGGUUCUUACCACGGAGGAUGGACACACCAUCAAGGCCAAGGUGCUGAUUGGCUGCGACGGCGCCAAUUCGGUGGUGGCUAAAUACUUGGGAUUAGGGAAUCCGUCGGAGCUUCCUCGUUUGGCCAUUCUUGGCCUCGCCAGCUACCCGGACGGCCAUCCAUUUGGAACAGAGUUCCUGACCAUUGCCGGCGAUGAUCUCGCCGUCGGACGGCUGCCCAUCAACGACCAUCUCGUCCAUUUCUUCCUCAGCAGGCGCAGGCAUUCCACAGACAUGGCACGAGACGCGAGCGCCGCGAGGGAGUACGUGCUGGAGAAGCUGCAGGAGUGCCCCGCCGACGUCGUCGACAUGGUGCGGCGGUGCGACCAUGCGUCAUCGCUGUGGACCACGACGAAGGUGUGGUACAGGCCCCCCUGGCAGGUGGCGCUCGCCGCCUUCUUCCAGCUGAGGCGGCGCGCCGCCGUGACGGUCGCCGGCGACGCGAUGCACGUCAUGGGCCCGUUCAUCGGCCAGGGCGGCUCCUCCGCGCUGGAGGACGCCGUCGUGCUCGCCCGCUCGCUAUCGUCGUCGCGUGCCACCGUAGAAGGUGGCGCCGACGACUUGGCCGGUGACCGUGGUCGCCGGCACGAUCAGCCGCAGGUCGACGGCGAGAUGGGCGCGGCGAUAGGGAGGUACGUGAGGGAGAGGAGGGCGAGGGUGAUAAGGCUGUCGCUGGAGUCCUUCACCGUUGGGACUUUGCUAAGAACGAAGUCGGCCGUGGUAAGGCUUGUGUGCGCGGUCGUCAUGGCUCUUCUAGGCACCAGGUCACGCAGGCAUGCAGACUAUGACUGCGGCUCUCUGUAACUUUUCUGAAGUGAUAAGAAGUUUGUUUUUACUUCCUUGAA
Molecule: messenger RNA, 1509 nt
Organism: Oryza sativa Japonica Group (Japanese rice)
Lineage: Eukaryota; Viridiplantae; Streptophyta; Magnoliopsida; Poales; Poaceae
Product: monooxygenase 1
Molecular function (GO): FAD binding
Source: RefSeq, a predicted model, not a curated record